CCCAAAUAAUAAUGCGACUUCUGGAUAUAAAUUGCAAAGUGAAACAUUGAAGAUUAAAAGAAAAAAGAUAUUGUUGUAGUAAUAACAAAAACGAUGGUAUUGUUGUAAUAAUAACAAUGCGAGAAAUAUUCAACAUGCUACGGACGGAAAAAAAUAUUGAGUUCUCAGAUAACUGUAGAUUUGAGUUGCGCACUAAACAUAGUCGGUCGAGUCGGCGUACCUAAAAAACAGAGUUAAAUUUUUAUCUUCUCAAAGUGUUUAACACGUUAUUGCCGCGUGAUGCAGCAACCUAAAAUUCUACUGCCCAGAGAAAAAAUUGUGACAAGAAUAAUUAAAAAAAAAAAAAAAAAAAAUGCAUUUCUUAAUUCUCAUCAUCUUUAGUAAUAUUUUUCCGAAUAUCGAAUGUUCGAAUGAAUUUUGUUCCAUUGAUGGACGAGAUUCGUGCGAAGACGGUCGACAAAAUGAAAAAGAUGUCGAAGAUUUGGACAUAAAGUACAGAGAGCUCAGUGAUGAAAUUUGGAAAGCGGAAGAUCGUUAUGAACCUUGUGAAGCUUCAAAAUGUGGUUGUUUCACGGGCACAAUAACCCAGGAUUUGGAGCCAUUCGCAUCUGGCAUAAAUCUUGAAAUGAUAGAAAACGCAAGAUCUCGGGGUACUUUGUAUCAGUUGAUCGGCGGUCGCUUGUACAGAGACGAAGAAUGCAUGUUCCCUUCUCGUUGCGCGGGAAUAGAAUACUUUAUUCUCAAGGUAGCAAAAAAAAUUAAUCGUGACAUAGAAUUUGUGGUGAAUACACGGGAUUAUCCGCAGUCCGCUCGAUAUUUUGGAACGGCGCAACCAAUUUUUUCAUUCAGCAAGACUCCGGAAUACUUUGAUAUUCGCUAUCCGGCUUGGUCGUUUUGGGAAGGCGGUCCGGCGAUAUCUCUGUAUCCUCGAGGGUUAGGACGAUGGGACGAGCACAGAAAGUCUAUAAACAAAUCGAGUACCCUUCAUCCCUGGGAGACCAAACUGAAAAGAGGUUUCUUCCGGGGCUCCCGAACGAGCACCGAGCGAGACAAUUUAAUUCUCCUCAGCCGAAAAAAGGCUCAUCUGCUUGACGCCGCUUACACAAAAAAUCAGGCAUGGAGAUCAAAACGAGAUACUCUGGAUGCCGAACCUGCGGAAGAAGUUUCGCUCGAAUCGCAUUGUCGAUACAAAUAUCUAUUCAAUUAUCGUGGCGUCGCGGCUUCUUUUCGGCACAAACAUUUAUUCUUGUGCCGUUCCUUGGUCUUUCACGUUGGAGACGAGUGGACCGAGUUUUAUUACGAAGUCAUGAAACCCUGGAUUCAUUAUAUUCCUGUUCAUAAAGAUGCCAGCCAGCAACAAUUGGAGCACUUGUUAAACUUUGCAAGGGACAACGACAAUUUGGUGAAAAAAAUUGCCGAUCGUGGAAGAGAUUUCAUCUGGAAUAAAUUACGGAUGCAGGACGUGACGUGUUUCUGGAGAAGGCUGUUACAAAGAUAUUCAAAACUUUUGACAUACGAGCCACGAUUGCGAAAUAAUUUGAAAGAAAUCAGUUGAAGGAGUUUCUAUUCGUUAUUUAACACAUAUAUUUUUAUAAUACAUCGCGUAUAGUAUUGAAAGAAAAAAAAAAAAAUGGGAAGACGGUCGUCAGUAAAGAAGAAGGCGAAGAACUAAAAUAUGCAUAGCUCCCUUUAUUACUAAUAUUACGGUUAUGCAUAUACAUGACUAUGGAAGAUAUAAUACAAUGCGGAGGUUUCGAUGGAAUAAAACAGUGCAAAAGUA
This is a messenger RNA of Venturia canescens, 1780 nucleotides long. Its product is annotated as O-glucosyltransferase rumi homolog. Lineage: Eukaryota; Metazoa; Arthropoda; Insecta; Hymenoptera; Ichneumonidae. Gene Ontology annotation, cellular component: endomembrane system. The transcript has 5 exons. The record is from RefSeq and is a predicted model, not a curated record. Gene Ontology annotation, molecular function: UDP-xylosyltransferase activity; UDP-glucosyltransferase activity. The coding region runs from base 353 to 1555 and encodes 400 amino acids. Gene Ontology annotation, biological process: positive regulation of Notch signaling pathway; protein O-linked glycosylation.